UGCAUGCCGUGGCGCCGCCGUCUCCGCCCCCGCCUCCUCCCCCGACGCCCGUCACCAUGAUCAUCUCCAAGAAGAACCGCCGCGAGAUCUGCAAGUACCUCUUCCAGGAGGGAGUCUUGUACGCCAAGAAGGACUACAACCUGGCCAAGCACCCCCAUGUCUAUGCCUUGAACCUCAAGGUCAUCAAGCUCAUGCAGAGCUUCAAGUCCAAGGAGUACGUCAGGGAGACCUUCUCGUGGCAGCACUACUACUGGUACCUGGCCAACGACGACAUUGAGUUCCUCCGCACCUUCCUCAACCUGUCGUCUGAGAUCGUGCCCAAUCGAUCCUGUGAUAUGCAGACGCAGAGCUGCGUGCAGAUGACGGAGGCGGACAAGGAGCAUAAGAAGAUGCUCGACAACUACUCCCAGCAAGCCGACGACAUCAAGGAGUUCCCGAAAUGCCCGACUCCAGCCCCGUCCUCCCCGACGCCUGGUCAUGGCUGUGCAUGGGCGGACGCGGCUUGUCGCUUCCUCCAAGAACCUUGUCCCUUCGAUCUGAUUCUGAAUGUGUAUCUGCUGUGUAUCUGCUGUUGCCUGGAUUCUGAAUGA
Messenger RNA from Triticum urartu, 590 nucleotides. The record is from RefSeq and is a predicted model, not a curated record. Lineage: Eukaryota; Viridiplantae; Streptophyta; Magnoliopsida; Poales; Poaceae.